Dunckerocampus dactyliophorus (ringed pipefish) is the source of this 7710-nucleotide messenger RNA. It is a transcript of the gene gramd1bb, whose product is annotated as GRAM domain containing 1Bb. The record is from RefSeq and is a predicted model, not a curated record. Gene Ontology annotation, molecular function: sterol binding; sterol transfer activity. Gene Ontology annotation, biological process: intracellular sterol transport. Bases 1457 to 3760 code for a protein of 767 amino acids. Gene Ontology annotation, cellular component: plasma membrane; endoplasmic reticulum membrane; endoplasmic reticulum-plasma membrane contact site. NCBI's taxonomy places the organism in Eukaryota, Metazoa, Chordata, Actinopteri, Syngnathiformes, Syngnathidae. The transcript has 22 exons.
AUAUCAUUUCAUGUGGAGGUGUUUUCCUCCUGGUAUUGACUGGCUGCAGCAGUGACUUUGAUGGUAGCAAUGCACGAUGGAUCCUACUUUCUUGUUAUUUAUGGCCCCCACUGCACACAUCAACAUCAUAGUUCCUUAAGGGUCAGUUAAAGAGCAGAGUUUGUGAGCUACGUGUUGUUUUAUUGGUUAGACAGAAACGGGCUGUGAUGUACAGCAGGGUCCGGUGCAGUUUGGUAACUUGAAUGAAGUUCACAAGCACAUUGUUUCUCCCUUAGAUUACAUCAUCAAAAAUGGAAUUAUUCAGCAGCUAUAACAAUGUAAUGAUCAUUAAAUACAAUCAUGUCUUUUAACCAAAGCAUACAGGUCAGCUUUAUUGGGAUUUUAUGUUUUUUUUUUAAAUUUUAUUUUAUUUUUUCCUUUGGAGUUUAAACCUCUAUUUUAUUGAGUAAAAGAUGAAUUUUGUUUUGCCUUUUUUUGCUUUGUUUUAUGUUCAACAAUGUUUAAAUAAUACAAAUGGAUACAGCUGCAACUUCUUUCCUCUGCCUCUAGGGUGCGCCCACAGUUGCCUUUGACCGUACAGAACGUUUCGUUGACAUUGUGGGCGUUGUCGGGAUAGAACUUGCAAACAUACAACACUUUAGAGUCACGCUGCUAGCGAUGUAAAUUCGGCAAGCUGAACGCAUUCCGGACUGCACAGGAAGCACGAAGGAAAUUGAUUGACAAUGGUCUACAGUCUCUUAGCCAACCAGGACGCAGACGCAACACGUGGGUUCUCCCUUAGCCAAUCAGGACGCAGACGCAACACGUGGGUUCUCCUUUAGCCAAUCAGGACGCAGACCAUAAUACUCAUUCAUACGCUAUAAAAAAAGCAUUAAAAACUCCAUGAAACAGCGAGUCCGCGAAAGGUGAACCGCGCUGUGGCGAGGGAAGACUGGAUUAUUUGAAUGAUUUUCUUCCAGCCAUCGAUCCCUCAUCCUUGCUGAUCAUGCGCUGUUGGCAGCAUCACCUCACAGCAGGAAUGAGAUUUUAGAUGGGCUGGGAAAUGUAAAGUGACCUGAAUGCCGAUGAUGUCAGCCCCUCCAUUCAUGAAGCGCAUGAAUAAUUGAAAACGCGACAGGCAGGCUGCAGCAACACCCACAGGAGGAGGCGGAAUGCAAGCGGAGAGACGUUGUCAUUCUUCCUCCAUCCAUUGUACCAGCAGAAAUCGUGAGAGAAGAAGUGCAACCAAUGGAUGCUAUUGGAUGCUGUCAUGAGGCAGCAGAGCAGAGAAGGAUGAGGAGGGAACACGGACGCUAGCUUCAUGGAGCCUCUCAGCAUCUAUGAGACAAAAGAGACACUAAAACCACACGACGUGUGUUUUUUCUCAUUUUUCUCACGGCAUGCUCCUACAUCCAUCCUCUUCAUCACUGCUGCAUGAAUGAGACGCUUGAACAUGGCUGAUUGAGCGGCUCUCCACAUGGCGACAACCAGCACUGCCAGUAACUCGAACAAGAGCACGCCUGCUUGCUCGCCCGUCCUGCGCAAACGCUCGCGCUCACCGACACCACAGAGCCAGGAGGGCGACAACAUGGUGGAGAAGGGCUCGGACCACUCCUCGGACAAGUCCCCCUCCACGCCCGAGCAGGUUGUACAGAGGACGUAUUCGCUGCAGUCGGGGCGCAGCGGGGGGAAGAACUCCAAGUCUCACAAGCGACUUUCCAAAUAUGACAGACUAAACCUGAUUAAAAAGAGCCAAAGCUGGUACAACCAUGAAAGACAACACAUCAUGAGAGUGCUGAGCCCCACAUACAAGCAGCGCAAUGAGGACUUCAGGAAACUCUUCAAGCAUCUACCUGACACAGAGAGACUCAUUGUGGACUACUCCUGUGCUCUGCAACGGGACAUCCUCCUGCAGGGACGACUCUACCUCUCUGAGAACUGGAUCUGUUUCUAUAGCAACAUCUUCCGCUGGGAAACACUGCUGACGGUGCGAUUAAAGGACAUCUGCUCGAUGACGAAAGAGAAGACCGCCCGCCUAAUUCCCAACGCCAUCCAGGUCUGCACUGAUAAUGAGAAGCACUUUUUCACCUCCUUCGGAGCCAGAGACAGGACAUACAUGAUGAUGUUCAGACUGUGGCAGAAUGCGCUGCUCGACAAGCCUCUGUGCCCCAAAGAGUUGUGGCACUUUGUCCAUCAGUGCUAUGGCAACGAGCUGGGCCUGACGAGCGAUGACGAAGACUACGUCCCCCCAGAUGAUGACUUCAAUACCAUGGGGUUCAGUGAGGAGAUUCCCAAUGAGGAAAACGAGAUCAACAAUGACAACUUGUCCAAGAGCAGUGCAGAGGCCAAGCCUGAAGGAAGUCCUCCUCUUCUCCAUAAGAAGGUGGUCCCAAACAGCACCAUGGAGCACACAGGCAGCCAUGACCCGCCCAUCACAUUUGACCUUCCCGCAGACGAUUUCACAGACUGCCCGACAGACGGCGAACUGCUGGCCGUGCCUCUGCUGGUGGAAGAGAGGAACAACGACACCGGUGGUGGCGGAGGAGGCGGCAGCGGCCCUGUCCCCUCGCCCUCGCUCGACUUCAACGACAACGAGGACAUCCCCACCGAGCUCAGCGACUCGUCAGAGACACAUGAUGAGGGUGAGGUGCAGGCUUUCCACGAAGACCUGAACGGGAGGCAGCACAUCAACGAGAUCUACAAGUUCAGCGUGGACAAGCUCUACGACAUCCUCUUCACCGAGUCACAGUUCAUGAGUGACUUCAUGGAACAGAGGCGCUUCUCAGAUGUGGUUUACCACCCGUGGAAGAAGGAGGAGGCCGGGAACCAGACCAGAGAGAUCAUGUACACCAUCUCUCUGUCCAACCCCCUGGCCCCCAAGACUGCUACCGUCACAGAGACUCAGACUCUGUACAAGGCCAGUCAGGAGAGUGAGUGCUACAUCAUCGAUGCCGAGGUGAUCACACAUGACGUGCCCUACCAUGACUACUUCUACACCCUCAACCGCUACAUGCUCACCCGGGUGGCCAAGAACAAGUGUCGUUUACGGGUAUCCACAGAACUGCGCUUCAGGAAGCAGCCAUGGGGGCUGGUGAAGGGCUUCAUAGAGAAGAACUUCUGGAGCGGACUGGAGGAGAACUUUCGCCAUCUCGAGCUGGAGCUGUCCAAGCUGGAGGACAUCCUCACCGAGUCCCAUCAGCUCUCCCCGAAGGCCAACAAAGUGUUGAAGAACGCCACGGUGAGGCGGAAGAAGAGGCCCACGCCCCACAUGCGCAGCCAACACUUGGACGAGGCGCUCAGUCCCGUCACCACGCCGACGGACGAGGAGGUCAUCCAGCGCAUCAAGCAAGUGGCGGGAUCUACGCAGACUAGACAUCAGAGUCCGGAGCACCGCCACCUGCCUGGGGGCUUGGCUCUGUACAGUGUCUCCAAACUGCUGCUCGUCAUCAGCUUUGUGAUCUGUCUGAGUCUGGUCCUGCUGGUGUUCCUCAACAUGCUGCUCUUCUACAAGCUGUGGAUGCUGGAGUACUCUGCACAGUCCUUAACCACCUGGCAAGGUCUGCGGCUGCAUGAAAGCAAACUUCCUCAGACACAAAUGGAGUGGGCCCAGCUCCUGGAGGCGCAGCAGCGUUACCAUGACGCCGAGCUGCAGAAGUGGCGGGAAAUAAUCAAGUCGUCUGUGGUGCUGCUCGACCAGAUGAAAGACUCUUUACUGAACCUCCAACGAGGCAUUGGCUCGAGGGACUACAGCGCGGAACAUGAGGACAAGAGGAGUCACUAGCACCGAUCCAACCCCGCCCCCAGGCCACGAGGGCAUGCUGUGCAAUAUCGGACCACUCUUUUCUUUUACCAUCAGUCUGUGUGCAGGAAGCAGAGACAGAGCGAAGUGGUCCAGGAACACGAAGCAUCACUGAGGUGUUGUGUGGGACAGCCCCCCCCCACCCCCCACCCCCACCCCCCCAAGCCAUGUGUGUUUAGGCAGGGAAAGAAGCUGAAAGUGCUGCAUGCUUUUAGACCACUUACAGUAACCCCCCUCCGUGUCCAUGUGGUUCCAGUCUGUGCGUCCACGACAAGAAAAAACUCAAAGAGGACAUUUGGAGGUUUCUACUCUCUCGUGACUGUUCCAAAUCGUCCCCCUAGAGGUCCUCGCUGCAGCGUCUCUUUGCAGUACAUUUGACCACCGUCUGUCGGGGGCUGGUUCCCUUGACCACACGAUCAACCUAGAGUAGAAUGUAGAAGUAGAAUGUAUAGAUGAACCCGUUGAAUAAGGGACACUGCAGCCAGCCUUGUAGGGGACAUCUUCUUACAUGUUUUAUUACUAAACUGUGACUAUAUCUCUUUAGAAGUCUUUUCAAUUAGAAAGAAUAUAUUUGAAAUAUAUUUCAUGAUUGACUAUAUAUAUAUAUAUAUAUAUAUAUAUAUAUAUAUAUAUAUAUAUAUAUAUAUAUAUAUAUAUAUAUAUAUAUAUAUAUACUGUAUAUAUAUAUAUAUAUAUAUAUUUCAGAAUAUAUGAGCAUUACUUCUAUUUAUUGUUCCUUUGUGUACAUACCAGAGCUCCAGAGCUGUUGAAGAGUUUCUAAGAAAACAAAUGCAUGCCAGAUAUGUCUGUGACAUGUCCAGUGUGCAAGUACGAGUCUGCAUUUGUGCGAUUAUCUUCGCACCUGAGUGUGUACGUGUGUGAGUGAGUGCACGUGUGUGCACGUGUGUGCUGUCAAGUGUGACAUUUUUAUCAUUCCACACAUGUUUUUUUUUUUUAGUUUUCCCUUCCUGGUUGCUGCAGCCAGCCUGCCUUUUUUAAAUUGAGGUGCAGCCUUGCUAGCGUUUUAGAACCUGAGCUGGAGGGUUUUGCUGCAUCACACAGCACAGAAAGGACAGGGAGAGGUAGAUGGAGGGCAGUCAAAAAGAAAUGGCUCAAAAUAUUCCAUCUUUUUCAUAGUAGGAAGAAUUCAAAUUUUACAAGAAUGAUGUCAGAAUGAUCCAAGAAAAAUAAAGCAAAAAUAAAGCGAACAUUUUAUGGGGGCAAAAAUUGACGGUAGGAACACAAAAAGCCAAGCAAACUACUCCACAAAUGACCAAAAACAUUGGAAUUUUACAAGAAUAAAGUUGUAAUACUGCAAGAAACGAAAUGAGAAAAUUGUAAUAUUUGAAAGCAAAACAAAUCACGUUUAUGAUAAAUAUGCUGGGAACAAAAUGGAUUACUACGACGAGUAAAAAGAGAUUUCGGGAAUAAUGUUGUAAAUUUACAAGAAAAAGAAUUGUAAUAUUACAAGAAUAAAGUCAUAAACUCCCACUUUUAUUCUCGUAAAAUAAUGACAUUAUUCUCAAAAUCUCAGAUUAUUAUUUUUUUCAAUGUGACUCUAAUACGCCAUCAUAGAUUAUUAAAUAAUCCUGUAAAUAAAUUAAGAAAAUACAUUUAGUGAAAAUAAUGUAAUACCAAAAAUAGAUAUUUUUUAUGAUUUUUAAAUGAUGUUUUUAUUUAAAUCAUAAUAUGCAGAAAAAAUGAGGUGUGACUUUAUUCUGGUAAAUAGUAUUGAGUAUAAACCAGUAUUGAAAAGCAAAAGUACUAAUGAUUUAUUCACCACAGCGCCAUCUGCCUAAGAUAUUGGGGCACUGCCUCGCUUGCCCCAAAUGCAAAAAAAACAAAAGAAUGGCCACUGAUUGCCACAUGGCAGGUUUUCCCAAGAUGUCACACACACUCUUCUUUAAAUUUGAAUGAGUCCCUCUUUUUCCAAAGUGUUUGUGUGGGAUGCAAGGAGAAAGCAUGAGAAUGAACCAAAAGACAUCCGUGUAGAAAUGUAACCAUGAUACUACCUGUAUACUGUAUGUGGAAUGAAGUAUUAUUAUUCUAGUACGCGUGCACCACUGGCAUUGAAGAGCAUGAGUGGAAAAACUAGAAGAGCUGAUGAACGUCAGCGAUAGCUGAAGCACCUCCAAACUUCCCUGUGUUCCGAUAAUCCCAAGAGAGAGAAAUACAAGCACUUUAUUAUGAUUAUUAUUGUUAUCAUUAUCAUUACAAAGGUGAAGCAGGAGGGUUUGUAAUUGUACCGUCAUCAUUUCACAAAGUUGAUGAAAAGGAGAAUAUUUAUGCGUUAUGUGUGUUUAUGUGCUUCUAGGAGGGAAAAGGAAUCUUAAAUGUGUUCAAGUAUGAACUUCUGCUGCUGCUGUGUGGGCCUCGCUUGAACAUGGGGAGGAUUUGAUAUACUGUACGUCUACACGCUAGAAUACCACGUUGGCGUACUUGACGACACGGAAGGCUUCAAGAGAAUUUAUGCUUUGUUGAAAUGAUGGUACAGAAUGUCAGCAAAAAAUGUGAAAUGCUUUAAAAAAUGUUUUUUACAUGAUCUGUUUGUGUUGUUUUGUUUGGGAAUCUCUCAGCUGAUGGAGCUGGAUUCAUUCGUUUUGAUUUUUACACAGUAUCCCCCCCAUCUAUGCUAUUGUAUGCUAUCGUCUACAAAGUACUAGUGUGUCUGAACUCUAUUCAAGAUUCUACUACAGUACUCUAGUCAUUGACAGGAAAACAUGACAAAGUUGUAAGAUCGCAAGAACAAAUAUACAAUUUGAUGAGAAAAUAAGAGAAAUUCUACAAGAAUAAAUGUCUUUAUUUACCAUAAAAUUUGUAUUUUUAUGAGAAUAAAAUGUAUAAAAAAUAAUUCAAUUAUUGUUAAAAUUGUAAUAUUGAAAGGGAAAGAAAAUCCAAACUUCACUUGAAUAUAUAUAUAUAUAUAUAUAUAUAUAUAUAUAUAUACUUAUAUAUAUACUUAUAUACUUACAUAUAUAUAUAUAUAUAUAUACUUAUAUAUAUACUUAUAUACUUACAAAUAUAUAUAUAUAUAUAUAUAUAUAUAAACAAUGUAGGGGUGCAGCCCGCAGCUUGUUUUUAUAGGCCACAUCGUAGAAAUGAAAUUAAACCAAAAAACCCAACAAAAAUGUCAAAAAAUAGAGCAAAAAGGCAAAAGAUAAAGAGAAGAAGCUGAAUUGUCAAUACUAAUAAUUAAUAAUAAACAAAGCUUUGGCUUUAAGUAUUUAUUUAGCCUUUUUACAAAAUGUAAAUUGUAUUUUGAAUAUGUACCCCUCUGUGGAAAAGGUCUGGUCUUUAAGAAUCAGAAUAAAUGAUUUGAAGCCUAAUAUAAGAAUAAAUGAUUGCGAGAGUCUGGCGACCAGUCCAGGGUGUACCCCGCCUGUCGCCCGAAGUCAGCUGGGAUAGGCUCCAGCAUGCCCCCGCGACCCUAAUGAGGAUGAAGCGGUAUAGAAAAUGGAUGGAUGGAUGAUUGCGAGAGUCAUGUGAUAUUUAUGUAUACUGGAACACAUGUUUUUUAAAACAGCAGUAAGAAAUAAUUGCUCCAUCGCUUUCCCUUCAGUUCAUAAGAAGUGUCAAGGCUGGUCCACCACUUUUACACACCAGGUGAUCUGGCAUCACCAUGACAACCACUUGUGCUCAUAUUAAGCAUCACACUAUUAUUUCAAGUCCAACUGUUACGUAGCGUUGCUUUACAACCAUGACUAAUCAGAAUCCACAUCAAACCACUACAGUAUGUUUACUUUGUUUUUUUGGUUUUUUUACAAAGGUUUGGAAUUUUAUUGACAUUUCUAAGUGGGUAUAAAUACAGUAUAUACUGUAGGUGUGUGUGUGUGUGUGUGUGUGUGUGUGUGUGUGUGUGUGUGUGUGUGUGUGUGUGUGUGGUUGUAGACACACACACACACAUGCACACACACACAAUGUUGAGAAAUGAA